Messenger RNA from Anopheles coluzzii, 903 nucleotides. Its product is annotated as heat shock factor-binding protein 1. Lineage: Eukaryota; Metazoa; Arthropoda; Insecta; Diptera; Culicidae. Bases 201 to 455 code for a protein of 84 amino acids. Gene Ontology annotation, biological process: cellular heat acclimation. The transcript is spliced from 2 exons. Gene Ontology annotation, cellular component: cytosol; nucleus. The record is from RefSeq and is a predicted model, not a curated record. Gene Ontology annotation, molecular function: transcription corepressor activity.
UUUUUUUUUUCUCUUCGAGUUAGUUUGUUUAUUCGAUUGCAAAGUACGGGCUGGGUGUUGUUGCGUGCGUGCGUGCGUGCCACAAAUCGUAGCAUUAUAUCCUCACAUCUCAGAAAGUAAUCGUAGCCGGCAGUGAGCGGUCGUUUGGCGGAACUGCUUCUUUCCCGUGUGCUUCAGUGACGAUCGAACCGAGCGACGCAAUGGCCGAUGCAAAGUCUGAAAUCGACAGCGAUGCCGAGCAGAACUACUCGCUGAACAGCAACGUAGACCCGAAGAACAUGCAGGAACUGACGAUAUACGUGCAAAACCUGCUGCAGAAUGUGCAGGACAAGUUCCAGACGAUGUCGGACCAGAUCAUUUCCCGCAUCGACGAUAUGGGCACCAGGAUAGAUGACCUUGAAAAGAGUAUUGCCGAUCUGAUGCAGCAGGCCGGCGUCGAGGGGCAGGACAAGUAGACCGGUGCCCGCUGCCCGCAUUCGUAACAGCAAAGCCGUGGCAUUGCAUGGCCAUUCCGGGGGCUUUUUACUCACUUUGCAUUAAAUACCUAUAUACACCCGUACACAAACACACACACACACCCCCCACCCACCCCCUUGCAUUUACGCUUGAGUUACAGGAGCGGAAGUUUUCAUUUUUAUCAGAGUUGAAGAGUGAAGAAGCUUAAAAUGUACCAAACUUACUGUAGGCUGGUAAAUCGGUUAAAGAGAUUGGUGUAAGGCUUGUUUCAACGAGCAGCAAAAGAAAAAAAAAAGAAUAUGUUUAAGAAGUAUGAUUUAAUCGACGGCAAUCGGGGUGGAAUACAACAGUUCAGGCAUAUUUGGGACUAUCAUCGGUAGCAUACUUUCGAUUGUGUACACACGUAAGCACUAAGAACGAAUCUAUAAUAUAAAAGAGUAAAAUCGA